Molecule: messenger RNA, 2548 nt
Organism: Linepithema humile (Argentine ant)
Lineage: Eukaryota; Metazoa; Arthropoda; Insecta; Hymenoptera; Formicidae
Gene: Dhap-at
Product: dihydroxyacetone phosphate acyltransferase
Biological process (GO): triglyceride biosynthetic process; ether lipid biosynthetic process; phospholipid biosynthetic process
Cellular component (GO): peroxisomal membrane; mitochondrial membrane
Molecular function (GO): glycerol-3-phosphate O-acyltransferase activity; glycerone-phosphate O-acyltransferase activity
Source: RefSeq, a predicted model, not a curated record
UCCGUUGUAUACGUGAGAAGCCCAGAAUAUGCAUGCUAGUGCCUGGUGAUACUGAUUACGACCUCCUGACGGUAACUAAAAACAGCAGAAGUCACGGGAUAGCCAAAGACAGCUUUUCAUUUGUAACAUCAACUAGCAAAUGCGAUUUUUAUUUAGGAACAAUCCAUUUUGUCAUUUAUUGUUCCGUCCGUCGAAUCUUUGUAUUAAUUUUUUUUACAAAACAAUUUUCGUAUUAAAAUUUAAGUCUACCUCAAGUGAUAUUAAAAUGAAGCGAGAGAUUUGCAUACUCGCAAUUGAAUAUUUUAAAUACAUAAAUUCAUGAAGGUGACGUUAUGUUUAUCAAUAUGUAAAUGACUUGUGUAAAUCUUGGAGGAUCGAAUCCUUUUUCAUUUCAUGAUUUCAUAAAGUACAACAAAUCAGUGAGUGCAUUAUUGUUCAUUGAUUGAAAAAUGGAGGAAAACUCUGAAUUUGUGGAUCUGCUGGAGGAGAGACGAAAAGAUUGUGAUUUUAUAUGGGUAACACGAUCUAUGGAUCCAUUGUUACCACAUAUGCUUCCACCAGAAGCAGUCUACAAUAGGAAUAAAAUAAUAGAAUCUGUUUUACUUGAUACACAAGUUAGAUUUGCAAUUGAUACAAUAGCAAAAACAACAGGUGUUAGGGUUAAAGAUAUUGAAGAUAAUGCUCGUGCUAUGAUAAAUGAAAUGGCUAGCAAAGCAGAUUUGGCUACAGUCCGUUGGCUAGGUAUUUUUAUUACAAAAGCUAUGAAGAGGAUGUUCUCAAGAAUUUAUAUAAAUGAGAUCACUCUAUCUAACUUGAAGAAGGAAACGCAAAUAUCUCAGAUACAAUAUAUCUAUGUACCAUCUCACAGAAGUUAUUUAGAUUUUAUUUUGCUGUCGUACAUUCUCUUUUCUUAUGAUAUGGCGUUACCAAAUAUUGCAGCUGGUAUGGAUUUUUACAAUAUGAGGAUAGUGGGAGAGUUAUUACGGAAAACUGGAGCAUUUUAUAUACGACGUAGUUUUUCCAAUGAUUUAUUAUACAAACAAGUCUUCCGAUCCUAUAUUAACACUAUUGUUAGUCACAGUGAUAGGGCGAUAGAAUUUUUCAUUGAAGGCACUCGGAGUCGUAGUCAAAAGAGUACGGUGCCAAAAUACGGUCUUUUGUCCAUUAUUUUGGAAAGCCUACUGCAAGGUGAUGUACCCGACAUACAUUUUGUGCCUAUGAGUAUCAGUUACGAACGGCCACCAGAGGAAUUAUUAUUUGUUUAUGAAAUACUGGGAAUUCCAAAGCCGAAAGAAAGUACGGCCGGACUUUUCCGAUCACUUUCGAUACUGCAGAAGCCUUUCUCGCACGGUUGCAUUUUCUUUAAUAUCGGGAAACCAAUUUCCGCUUGCCAGCAUAUAGAUACGGCAUAUCGCAAAAGGAAAAUUCUGCAUCCCUCGUUCAAAGUUCCGUCGUCAGUUGUGGAGAACGUAGCUUAUCUUAUAAUAGAGUCACACAAAAAGAAUACUGUACUUAUGCCGAUCAAUGUCAUUGCUUUACUACUCAAUGAAAGAAUACAGAUCAAACCAAAAGAGCCGUAUACAUUCGAUUCAUUGAUCAAAGACUAUCAAUGGCUGAAAAGUUUUUUUAUUAAGUCAAUGAAAACGUUAAUGCAUGAAGCAGAAAUUAAUAAUAAAGAUAAGAUCAAACAGGAAAUAUUAAAAUCCUUGAAGCCACAUGAUGAGCUAAUCGUGUUUGAUUCAUCUGAUACAUUAAAAAUCAAGCAAAGGCAUAAAGGAUUAAAAUUAACGAAUCAUUCAAAAAUUAAAGGUCAUUUGUUAUCAGAACGCACUAUGCAAUUAGCAGUGCCAGCUAUUAACGUUGCAGUUUAUAUUAAUCCAACUUUAGCUUUUCUCACGGAAAUAGCUUUUAUUACUGCUACAAUAGGCGAUAAUGGCAUUCAGAAAGAAAUAGCUUUGGGACGAUAUGAGUUAUUGAGAAAUUUGCUCAGCACCGAGUUUGCAAUGCGUCCAAUUGAAGAUAAAAUCUUGCUUGAAGCGGAAUGGGAAAAAUCGUUGAAUAUAUUGCUAUUAGAGGAUUGCUUGCAUGUGGCGAAGGACUCCAUUUUUCCAGGAAAUAAUACGAAAUUGUUUUCCAUCUUACACAAUGUUAUAUUACCUUUUAUAGACGUUGUUUACGUGAUGUGCAAUUUAUUACUCGAGUGGACAGAAAAAAUAUCGGACGAACUCACAGAUCGAACGAUUCUCGUCGAAAUGCAGAAGGAAGUGGAAAAAUUAAUGUUCGAGAGUAAAGGCUGGUGUCAACAUCCAUAUUGCUUGUCUCUUGAUCUCUAUAGUAAUGUAUGGUCCAAUUUAUUGUCGCAAGGCAUCGUUACCGCUCAGGAACAUACAUAUCAAAUGGAUAAAACGAAAUUGGCAAAUCUCAUCGAGGCACUGCGCGAAUUACCGCUGCAACGUCCCUUGGCGACUUAUGCCGAGGCACUUCCUUUAAUCAUUUUGACAUCAUCGGUGGACAUACAAGCUAAAUUAUAAGGGUUGUUUAUCGUGAA